Molecule: messenger RNA, 873 nt
Organism: Brenthis ino (lesser marbled fritillary)
Lineage: Eukaryota; Metazoa; Arthropoda; Insecta; Lepidoptera; Nymphalidae
Source: the annotation of a GenBank genome assembly
AUGGCCGACACUGCAGCACGUGCUCUAAAGUUAAAAGUCUUGCCUACCAACGUACAAUUAAAAGGCUUUGGAGGUAUCGCUACGCCGGCUGUAGGACACGUAGAGUUUGAUUUAUACGUGGAUAAAGUCAAAAUUCACACUACAGCCGUUACAACUAAUACUGAUUUAGGAGAUAUCGUGUUACUUAUUGGUCAGCAAGUUAUUAAUGAUAAUACUGUGUCAUUGACAGUAACGCGGACAGGCGCUGAACUUUGUACGACAGAAUAUGGUAACGACAUAAAUUCUAUUAAUACCAUUGAAGAAGCGAGUUCUUUUAAAGUGCAGGUAGACGCAAAUAUAGAAGUUCCAGUCGGAGACAGUUUGGUGAAGGUGUUUGUGGAGGGCGCGCCACCAGGCGAGCUUUGCACGAAACCACGCCAACACAGCAUCGGUGCAGAGCAUUAUGCAGUAGCCAGUACAUUACUCAGAGGGGGCGACGGAUAUUUACGUGUCUGCAACAUUGGAGAGGUCCCUUUGAAAUGGAAAAAGGGGGAAACUGUGACAAGGGCAGAGCUCUGUAACGUCUGUGGUGAGGUGAGUGCGAAUUUAUUAUUUAUGAGGGGAGAUGAGAUUACUGAGUGUUCUUCAAUUCAUAUUGGAGGAGUGCCUUUGGACCAGAUAAAUGUUGGGAAUAUAAGUAAAACUGAAAAGACUAGGUUAAUUGAAUUAUUAGACUCCCAUUCGGAUUGUUUUGCUUCUUCCCCACAUGAGUUAGGCUGUACUAAUUUAGGUGAAAUGCACAUUAAAACAACUACUGAUAAACCUAUUAAUAGAAAGCCAUAUAGACUAGCUCAUUCAGAAAGAAAGAUAGUAGCUGAUAAAAUAGAGGAAAUU